Messenger RNA from Budorcas taxicolor (takin), 1308 nucleotides. It is a transcript of the gene CDK15, whose product is annotated as cyclin dependent kinase 15. Bases 1 to 1308 code for a protein of 435 amino acids. The record is from RefSeq and is a predicted model, not a curated record. Gene Ontology annotation, molecular function: cyclin-dependent protein serine/threonine kinase activity; ATP binding; cyclin binding. NCBI's taxonomy places the organism in Eukaryota, Metazoa, Chordata, Mammalia, Artiodactyla, Bovidae. Gene Ontology annotation, cellular component: nucleus; cytoplasm; cytosol. The transcript is spliced from 13 exons. Gene Ontology annotation, biological process: protein phosphorylation.
AUGGGUCAAGAGCUGUGUGCAAAGGCUUUGCAGCCUGGAUGCAGCUGCCAUCGCUGUUGGGAGGGAGGCAACACACACAGCUGUCAGAGGAGCGCGCCUGUGAUGACGGAGGCUGCGAUCGAGCUAACAGACCUAAAAGGAGCAUCAUGUUCCAUGACUUCAUUUCACCUCAGGGGACUUCAGGCUGUGCAUGCCCGGAAGUUCAAGAGUAAAAGGCCACGGAGUAACAGCGAUUCUUUUCAGGAAGAGGAUCUGAGGCAAGGUUUUCAGUGGAGGAAGAGCCUCCCCUUUGGGGCAGCUUCAUCUUACUUGAACUUGGAGAAGCUGGGUGAAGGUUCUUAUGCAACAGUUUACAAAGGGAUUAGCAGGAUAAAUGGACAACUAGUGGCUUUAAAAGUCAUCAGUAUGAAUGCAGAGGAAGGAGUCCCAUUUACAGCCAUCCGGGAAGCUUCACUCCUGAAGGGUUUGAAACAUGCCAACAUUGUGCUGCUGCAUGACAUAAUACACACCAAAGAGAAACUGACAUUCGUAUUUGAAUAUGUGCACACAGACCUGGCUCAGUAUAUGUCUCAGCACCCAGGAGGGCUUCAUCCUCAUAAUGUCAGGCUUUUCAUGUUUCAACUUUUGCGGGGCCUGGCAUACAUCCACCACCAACAUGUUCUUCACAGGGACCUGAAACCUCAGAACUUACUCAUCAGUCACCUGGGAGAGCUCAAACUGGCUGAUUUUGGUCUUGCUCGAGCCAAGUCCAUUCCCAGCCAGACAUAUUCUUCAGAAGUUGUGACUCUCUGGUACCGCCCUCCUGAUGCCUUGCUGGGAGCCACUGAGUAUUCCUCUGAAUUGGACAUAUGGGGUGCAGGCUGCAUCUUUAUUGAAAUGUUCCAGGGUCAACCCUUGUUUCCUGGGGUUUCCAACAUCCUUGAACAGCUGGAGAAGAUCUGGGAGGUGCUGGGAGUCCCUACAGAGGAUACCUGGCCUGGAGUUUCCAAGCUACCUAACUACAACCCAGAAUGGUUCCCACUGCCUAAGCCUCAGAGCCUUCAGAAUGUCUUCAACAGGCUGGGCAGGGCUCCUGAAGCAGAAGAUCUGGCCUCCCAGAUGCUGAAGGGCUUUCCAAGAGACCGUGUCUCAGCCCAGGAUGCGUUGGUUCACAAUUAUUUCAGUGUCCUGCCAGCUCAGCUGCACCAGCUUCCAGAUGAGGAAUCGUUGUUUACAGUUUCAGGAGUGAGGCUGAAGCCAGAAAUGUGUGACCUUUUGGCCUCCUACCGGAAAGGUCACCACCCAGCUGGGUAUAGCAAAUGCUGGUAA